Centruroides sculpturatus (bark scorpion) is the source of this 1192-nucleotide messenger RNA. RefSeq names its product methyltransferase-like protein 6. Bases 129 to 959 code for a protein of 276 amino acids. The record is from RefSeq and is a predicted model, not a curated record. NCBI's taxonomy places the organism in Eukaryota, Metazoa, Arthropoda, Arachnida, Scorpiones, Buthidae. The transcript has 6 exons.
AGUUGGCAACGUGAUUCUUUCUCUUUAAUUUCUAUUUGAAACCAUGUGUGUUGUUUGUAUUCAUCGUGGUAUUUAAUUUGUUUUCCUUAAUGAAAAGUUUUAAUUUAUAAAGUUAUUGGAAAGUAAUUAUGAAUUUUGAAGUUUCGGAGGAUGAAAACCUGGUAAUUGGACAUUACGCGAAAACAUUAAAUCCGGAUGAAAUUGAAAAAUUAAAUAAGGACGUCACAAUUUCUAAAUUUCAUCAAAAUAAGUUGGAAAAUGAAGCCAAAAAGAAUUGGGAUUUAUUUUAUAAAAGAAACGAGGGACGAUUCUUUAAGGAUAGACAUUGGACUAAAAAUGAAUUCGAAGAAUUUACAAAAGAAUUCGAUUUUUCCAAGAUAUCUCCUACACCAACAAUGCUGGAAAUAGGAUGUGGAGUAGGAAAUUUCAUUUUUCCAUUAAUUGAAGAAAAAGUUCCUUAUUUUAUUUAUGCAUGUGAUUUUUCAUCAAGGGCGAUAGAAUUAGUAAAGAAGCAUCCUCUUUAUGAAGAUGAUGUGUGUCAUGCUUUUGUCUGUGAUAUAACUGAAGAUAAUUUAAAAGAUACUAUAACUGAAAACUCUGUAGAUAUAGUUUCAAUGAUUUUUGUAUUAUCAGCAAUUCAUCCAGAUAAGAUGCCUAAUGCAUUGAAAAAUAUAUAUCAGAUUUUAAAGCCUGGAGGAAUUGUGAUUUUCAGAGAUUACGGAUUAUAUGAUGCAGCUAUGUUCAGAUUUAAUCCUGCUCGCAAACUAGCGAAAUAUUUUUAUGUUCGACAAGAUGGUACACGAGCAUAUUAUUUUUCAGAAGAAUAUCUAGCAAAAUUGUUUGAAGCUGCAAAUUUUGAAGUAAUAUAUAACAAAUACGUAAAAAAGGAGACUGUAAAUAAAAAAGAAAAUAUUUCGUUGUCACGAAUUUUCAUACAAGGCAAAUUUCGCAAAAUAUGAAAAAAGAAUUUGAAUUGCUUUACAUUGGAAAGAUGAAUGUAAUGAAUAUCAAAAUUUAAUCAAAGAAGAGAAGAUCAAAUGAAUAUCAUUUACAAGAAGUUGUUUUAAGGUGUAUGUUUAUUUAAUUUUUUUGAAAUGUAAAAAUAAUUUUAUGGGUGCUGAACUUGUUACUGGUAAUACAUUUCAUAUAAUUGUAUUCCUUUAUAUUUGUACAAUAGUGAAUUUAUUUAUUA